This is a messenger RNA of Carassius auratus (goldfish), 3619 nucleotides long. It is a transcript of the gene hsd17b3, whose product is annotated as hydroxysteroid (17-beta) dehydrogenase 3. Gene Ontology annotation, cellular component: endoplasmic reticulum. NCBI's taxonomy places the organism in Eukaryota, Metazoa, Chordata, Actinopteri, Cypriniformes, Cyprinidae. Gene Ontology annotation, molecular function: testosterone dehydrogenase (NADP+) activity. The coding region runs from base 1460 to 2170 and encodes 236 amino acids. The transcript is spliced from 11 exons. The record is from RefSeq and is a predicted model, not a curated record.
UACAAGUGUUCAUUGUUAGUCCAUAGCUUGGGUAUAUCGAAUAAUAUAGUAUUUAUUUAUUACAAUUGUACUUAUAUAACACUUUGUAAAAGUUGAGGCAAGCCAGCUAAAGACUGAAUUGUUCACAUUUGAGACAUUCAAAAUAUUCCGCUUCUCCUGAGAUCUCACUGGGAUCUAAAGCAGGGUACUACUUGUUCUUCUUGUACACCAAGAACAUUGACGCAAAGAAAGAGCGAAAGCAUGGGAAACAAGAAAGAAAGACACAAAAAAGCCAUUUUCCCACACAGAGGACAACACGGACAUUAGUUCAAACCGUUCUAGUCUGCAAAAGUAAUGAAAGCAUGAAGGCCGUAAUUACAUCUUACAUCAUUUCCUCUAUAUUAUACACUGGUCAUGCCAUUGACCCUCCACCACCCCUUUUCUUCAGCACUCCCAUGUACUUCUCAGAUGAACUAACAGUGGUGGACAGAAGAUGCAGUUGUAGACUGUGACGAGUGGGGCGGGGCUGAGAGCCGUGGGAACAGAGCGAGGCUGGUGUAGUUAAUAAUAAUGCACGACACCUGUGCCACUCGAGUCCCACAGAGGAUCUCUGGAGGGAUAAUAGGAGGAGUGACGACAGGGUAAGAUGAGAGAGGACCAGACCUGGAUUUAUUUUGUGUGUGGCAGUCAUCCAAGAGGGGCUGCGGCUUUACUUUCAUUUUGUGUUGGUUUAUUUUUUUCAACUUUUUAAAUGUUCACCGGUUCCUGCCUCCUUCUUCCCAUACAACCUACUAUGUUACAUUGGUGCCGAAACCCAGAAGGAAGGAGGGACACACUGCCAAAGAUCCCUCGCUGCUGUGGUGAAUCCGUGUUGCCAUCAAGCAGUCUGCUGCCCUGGAGGCUUGAGGCGGUGGGCUAGAGUGAAUUGCCGGGGGUUAGACAAACUUGCAGUCAGCCACCUGUGAUGUGGAGGGACGGCUGUCUGUCCUUACAUACGUCUGUCUGUCCUUACCCCAGGUACGGUGCGGCCGCAGUGAUCGGCUCCCCUGGAGGGGUAUGGGGGUAUGUGAUGAGUGGGGCAGGGCCGAGAGCCGUGGGAACAGAGUGAUGCCGGAGGAGUUAAUGAUAAUGUGCGACACCUUGGCCACUCAUCAGUCUCGGGUCCCACAGAGGAACUCCAGAAGGACUAAAGGAGGGGUGACUAUAGUGUAAGAUGAGAGAGGACCAGGCCUGGACUUUAUUUUUGUGCUUUGUGUGCGUCAGUCGUCCACAAGGGUUUAUUUUAUUAAAUUGCUUUGCCAUCGUUUGCCAGUUCCCGCCUCCUUUCUUCCCACACUACGAGAUGUGUUACAUAGACAUUCACAAAUGACUUUUCACACAUAUUCACCACCCCUGCUCCCUAUUUGUUUAGUGAAUUGUGGUCACUGGAGGGUCAGAUGGAAUAGGCAGAGCAUAUGCUGAAGAGCUAUCAAAACUAGGUAUGAACGUGGUCAUCAUCAGCAGAAACCAAGAGAAGCUUGACAGAGCAGCAAGGAAGAUCGAGCUCACUACAGGACGGGAAGUCAAAGUAAUAACUGCUGACUUCACCAAAGAUGAUAGAUACGGGUACAUUCGAGAAAACAUUGAGGGUCUGGAAAUUGGUAUUUUAGUGAACAAUGUCGGGAUUCUGCCCAGCCAAAUACCCUGCAAGCUACUUGAAACACCUGACCUGGAAGAAAGAAUACAUGAUGUUAUCAACUGCAAUGUGAAAGCGAUGGUUAAGAUGUGCAGAAUUGUGCUACCAGGAAUGCAGCAAAGAGGAAGAGGAGUCAUUCUGAAUGUGUCCUCUGGCAUAGCCAAAAUACCCUGCCCCAUUUACACCCUUUAUGCAGCAUCCAAGGUUUUUGUUGAGAGAUUUUCACUGGGUCUUCAAGCAGAAUAUAAAUCAAAGGGAAUUAUUAUACAGGUUGUGGCUCCAUUUGGGGUUUCCACACAAAUGACAGGACACCAGAAGCCAGAUAUGGUCACAUUCACACCUGAAGAGUUUGUGAGGAGCUCACUGAAGUAUCUGAAGUCUGGUGACCAAACAUACGGCAGUGUCACUCACACUAUACUGGGCGGGAUUGUGCAGUCCAUUCCCACCUGGGUCCUGCGGAGCGAAGCAUUUCAGCAUCAUUUUAGGGAAUAUGUAAAGGAGAGGGUCGGAAGCUGAGAGCUGUCAUUCUUUAAGUAUAUGUACAGUAUUGAACAUUUGAUACUUAAGACAACAAAACGGUUGGGUUUGUUUACACUAAUUAUGACAAUACUUUGUUAAAAAUAUAAGACUGGGAAAGAAAUGGAGAGGAAGAAAAACUGACAUGUCUUUGUUUACCCACGGUCCUUCAAAAUACACUAUAUCUGUUGAUAAUAGAACAUAUUAUCAUUAUUAAUCAUAAUCAUAUCAGUAGACAGGAGAUAGUUGAGCUGUACUAACCUUGAUAACAUUAACAGAAGGUCGAUCUCAGAAAGGCCAAAUGACAGAGCAAGAGAUGUGGCCUUGUUAUUGUUUUCUAUAUUUUGAGAUUAGAAAAUGUUUGGUCUUAGUGCAUUUUAUAAAUAACAUUAAUAUCCACAAAACACAGAUAUUUGGCGCCACAUAGUGGUAAAUGCACUCUAAGGUGAUGGUCUUUAAAGCUUGUCAUUUUUUUUUUUUAUAUAAUGUCAUUAUCCACUUAUAUCGACGUUUAUGUGUCUAAUAACAGCAAAAAAUACUUUAUGAAAACCCUUAUUUGGACAGCACUACAAGAAUGUUCACACAUUAUUAAUAUUAAAAUUCAUAUGAAAACAUCUUACAAUAAAAAAAAAAAAAAAAAAACACUAGAUUCACUACUGUAAUUCAGGUAUAUCUCAUUUACCUUUAAAAAAUAAUUAAAAAAUAACUGCUAGUUUUCGUUUCUGAGGUCCAGCCAGCAGAGGGCAGAUUUGUGACUCCGCAGCAUUACAGAACCUGAAGCACAUCAGCUGUAGUGAUUGAAUCUCUCUCGAGUCGAGUUUCAAAUGUCUUGAAGAUGCUGAGCAGGUAAAGGAUACAAAGCAGUGCAGUCUGAUGGGGAUUUCCACCGCAGAUGUAGUUGUUAAUAAAGCUGUUCACCCUCGAGCAAGCUGUCCUGAUUGAAAUACAGUUGACAGGAUAACUAUCAGUUUUCACUUAUAUUAAAGGGCUUUCUGUUUUUACUACAGGGAAUUUCCACUGAUAAUUUAUAAUGCUACUUCUUGUAAUAGAAAAGACAUUUAUGUGGAAUAAAAGUGAGGAAAUAAUUAAAAUAAUCACACUUUAUUUUCCUCGCUAACUUGGUAAGCUAUGCUUUCUCUGAUUGCAGCAGUGAUGUCUGAAAAUCGAAUGUUUUUAAAAACAAGUGAUGGAUAAAUCAAGAUUUCAGAUCAUCUAAUCAAUCUGCAGGAAACCACCAAUUACCUCAAUACAAUUUCCUAUGGUUUAAAACAUUCUACAAACUACUUUUAUACCCUGUAUCUCGAAAAGUCAAACUUUACCUGUCCCAAAGUUUUGCUAGAUGACUGUUUUGUUUCUUGUUCACUAAAUUAAAAAGAUUGCUAUACAGCUAACUAAUCUAAUGUAUACAUUUUUGAUUGAAUGAAUAAAAUGAUACAAUGUGUUUAAUAA